Molecule: messenger RNA, 2075 nt
Organism: Paramecium sonneborni
Lineage: Eukaryota; Ciliophora; Oligohymenophorea; Peniculida; Parameciidae
Source: the annotation of a GenBank genome assembly
AUGAUCUGGAAUCUUCAAAUUAAUGAUCCCAAUAUCAAAUAUAUACUCUAAAAAGAAAGUGAUUCCUUAAUUAAAUAUAAACAAUAAACAUAACUAUUCCAACAAUCAAUUAACUAAAUUUAAGAUAAAUAUACAUAAGAACUUAUUCUUCAAAAUUUACAACUCAUUCAAGAUUCUAAUUUAUUUGCCACCUUUCGUCAACAAAUUCAAGUAUCUGCUACUUUACAAUAAUAAUUCAAUAAAGUAUAACAAAUUCUAGAAUCAUCAGAUAUCUAUCAACUUAUUCAUUUUGUUGAUUAAAUUUAAGAAAUAAUCACCAAUAAUAUUGAUAUCAUCAAUAAAGAUUAAAAUAUUGUUUAAUAUGUUGCAAGUAAUAAAAAAGCAAUCAUUGAAAUGAUUUCUAAUAAAUAUUAAUAAUCUAUUAUUAAUACUUUGAAUUCAAUUGGAUUUCCUAAAAUUCCUAAAAAUCCAGAAAAUCCAGAAAAACCAAAAAAUUCAGAAAAUCCAAAAAAUCCUUAAAAAAUUAACUCAAUUCAUGAAUUGACAGUUUAUUCUAAACUUAUUAAGCAUAUGUCAAUAAUUGAACCAAAAUUUCUAUCUUCAAUUUUUAUUAGACUCAAUUAAAAUUUUGAUUAUCAUUUCAUUGAUUCAAUAUAAACAACCUCAAAUAUUAACAAUAGUUCAUGGUUUUUUAAUUAUUUAUAUGAAAAUUUUGAAAAAUCAAUUAAAAAACUCUUUAAACUUGAUAUUAAUUAUUAACAAUAAAUCUAAAAUUAUUAAAAUUUUGAAUUAGAAGAAAUCAUUCAAACUUUUGCUACUUUAAUGAUUCAACAUUAUAUCUUACAUAAUAUAACAAAGGUAUUUAUUAUUAAUAAUUAGAGAAUAAAAAGAGACAAGGAAGAAUUUAUAUAUAAACCAAAUCUAGCUUUGUUAUUUUUAGAAGAAUUAGAUAAUUUUUGUUAAUCUAUUGAAUAAUUUUGGUUUAUUUGUUUUGAUUAGAAAUGUAAUCAAAUAUUUGAAGUUGUUCUACUUAUCCUUUUUGAGGAGAAUAUAUUUAAUAAAAUAUUAGAAUGGGAAAUUGAUUUGUUUAAUUAAAGUAUUUUCAAUGAAUAUGAAAAUAAAAUCUAACAAAAGAAUAUUCAUCUUUUUCUAAAUCUUGUCGAAGAAUUUUAGAUUGUUUGGAAUAGUCAAUAUUAAAAAUAUUCUUUAAUUACUAAUCAAACUCUUAUUGAUUCCAUUUAAUAAACUUAUACUUGUAUAUUUAAAUAAUUCCUAGAUUUAUGUGAAUAAUAUUAUUUGAUAAUUAAAUAAAUUGAGGAUAAAGAUUAUGUAUGUAAACUAUGAUAAAUUAUAGGUAAAGUUUUUAUUGACUUAUUAUCUUGGAUUAAAAGCGUUAAAAAAAUAAUUCAAAAAAUACGAAAUAUUAAUUAAAUAACUUAAAUAAAAUACUUUAAUUAAAUUUUUAGAACCAUUAUCCAAUUCAUGUUCAGAAGAAAUAUAUCAAAAAAUUUUUAAGGAAUAUUUAUUUGAUGAUAAAUAAACUGCAGACUUUUUUAAAUAAAUUUCCAAAGUUAAUUUCUACCAAAACCACUAAAUUAUUUUUCUUUAAAGUUAACAUGAGUUUGCCAAAAAAAUUAAUAACUUUUACUAUAAAGCCAAUUCAACUAUAAAUUAAAUCAUUAAUCCAAAUCUGAUUGAGAAAUAGUAUACGACAGAUUUAGCAAAAAAAGUAAUCUCUAUAACAAUUUAAUAACUUUCCAAAAAAAUCUAUAAAUACAUUAUCAAAUAAGAAUAUUCUUAAGAUGGAAUUCUUAUAAUGUUUAUGAUUAUUCUAAGAACCACUUUUUUAGUUUUAUAUUCAUCUAUUAAUCUGGAAAACACAAAAGCAUCAAAAAAGAUAAUUGAUAAGUAAACUAAAUUUAAUCACUUUUAGGUUUGAGUAAAUCUAAAAAAUUCUAAUUAAUAGAUAUAUAUUGAAUGAAUAAUCUUGUUAAAGACUAAUAAAAUCAUAUUAGUUAUUAACUUAAUAAGACAUAGAAGUAAUGAAGAAUUUAAAAAUUAAUUAAACAACUUGA